GCGAGAUGGGGGCACGCGGCUUGGUCGCGUGGUUGAUUUGGGUCAAUCUGGCGACCGCGGCGGCGUCUGUCGCCUCCGACAAGGUCGGGGUUCCGGUGAGGACCGCGGGCGGGACCGCACCCGCGUGCUCGCGCGAGCGCUCCCGCCACGCCCGCGGGGUGCUCGACGAUUUCUUCCACCCCGUCGCGGAUCGGAAUCGCUACCGCCUUCCCCCCAACUGCCCGUUCGAUCGCUCCAAGGACAUGUAUCUGGAGCACGAGAAGCACAAGGAGGUGGUACGACGGACGCAGUAUAAGAGCCUGUACUCCGAUAAGACCUUCUACAACGAGUACUACGUGGACAAGCACAUGGACAACCGGCACAUGGACAAGGUCCCACCCGGCGCCGACGUUUGCCUCGCGGACUACUGCGAGGUGCUGCGGUGCGAUGAGCAUCAGGCGUGGAAACAUCCGGAGCUUCGUAAGACCGUCGGGUCCUCGGCGAGCAGGUCGAGGUGCAGCCAGGAGCGGAUGAGGGGCUUGAGGCACUUCUGCGAGGUGCUCAUGAGCGGGUGCUUCCCGACUGGCGGGGGCCCAGACGGCGACGCGGGGACGGCGGCGAGGUUGAGGGAGUACUUCACGCGGCACCACUGCGACAUGCUCACCUGCGACGGCGUGCGCGACAUGUUCGGCGUACUGGGAAGUCACCACGCCGUCGCGGGAGGUGGAGGGUACGUGCUGGUCCUCAUCGUGGUCUUCGCCGCCGUCGGCUGCUAUUACCUGUUUGUGUGGCACGCCGUGAGGGACGGGAGGAGGAGCGCGGACCUGCGGCGGGCGAGGAAGGAGACCCUGGGGACCCGCGCGGAGAGGUGGCUCGUCUCCUUUUCGAAGAAGCUGCCGUUUAGCAAAGGACGAAAGAAGAAGCUCUAUUAGUUUAUAGGCUAGUAACGUGGAGAAGCAAGCCGGAGACGUGUGUGUAACGU
This is a messenger RNA of Micromonas commoda, 961 nucleotides long. RefSeq lists its product with no specific name. The record is from RefSeq and is a predicted model, not a curated record. The transcript has a single exon. NCBI's taxonomy places the organism in Eukaryota, Viridiplantae, Chlorophyta, Mamiellophyceae, Mamiellales, Mamiellaceae. Bases 6 to 911 code for a protein of 301 amino acids.